CUAAUAUAGUCCAAACUAUCGAAAGUUCCGUUUAGAAAAAGAGAAAACUUAUGUGAAACGGAAAAAGAAGACGACUGCUGCAGUUAACGACACUGAACAUCGGGUACUAAAUUAGUUUUAGGCGUUCGUGUUGCAAGCAGUUUGGCAGAACGGCGCGGGUUUGCCGGAAUCCGAAACUUUGUGGCAAAGCAACAACGAGGUCGAAGAUCAUCGGCGAUUGAAAUUCGUCAACGAAACCAUGUCGGAAACGGACGAAUUGGAGAAUAUGGUAUUAAGCUUCCGAGUUUCUGAACUGCAGAUGCUAUUGGGGUUUGCUGGUCGAAAUAAAUCAGGUAGAAAAAACGAGCUUCAAGCACGUGCCUUGGAGCUUUUACGUCUGAGAUCGCAUCCUGUACAAUUAAAAAUUCGUGAAUUGUACAAAACUAUACAAGCAGAUCAACUUGCUGCACACCAAAUGUAUGGUCAAAGUGAAGGUGUAUCCGAACAACAGAUUGAACGAAAUCUCUUAUCUAGAAAUUAUUUUACAAGACAAGGUCAUGCACAAGCUAUGAGUCAACAACAACAAUCACAACAAUCUGUGUCUGCUACUAAAGAUUUACCACCUGCACAUCAAGCAUCCAUUCCACAGUCCCAAGUAGCUCAGAGGUCAACAUCAGUUUAUCAAAAUCCUGGUUAUACUAGUGUAACACCACAGACACGAUCAACCAAUGCACUGUAUCCAAAUUAUGCUGCCUUUGCUCAACAAAAAGUUAUUCCUAUACCAACACCAUUACAAAUUCAACCCAAUCAAUAUCCAGUUCAUCCAGAUGUUAAAUUAAAGAAAUUACCAUUCUUUGAUUUACUUGGAGAAUUAUUAAAACCAUCAAGUUUAAUGCCACAAGGAACAAUGAGAUUACAAGAAAAUUCAUUUGUUUUCCACUUAACUCCACAACAAUCAACAGACAUCGCGAGUUCACGCGAUUGUCGACAAGGAAGUAAAAUGGAUUAUACUGUACAGGUACAAAUGCGAUUUUGUUUACAAGAAACUUCAUGCGAACAAGAAGAUUAUUUUCCUCCUAGUAUAAAUGUUAAAGUCAAUGGUAAACUGUGUCCUUUACCAAAUCCAAUUCCUACUAACAAACCAGGAGUUGAACCGAAAAGGCCACCUAGGCCUGUAAACAUUAGUCCGUUAGUUAAAUUAUCUCCAACAGUAGGGAACCAAAUUACAGUUUCAUGGUCUGCUGAUUAUGGUAGAAGAUACGCAAUUGCUGUAUAUCUCGUACGGAAACUAACGAGUUCAGAACUUUUAACAAGAUUAAAAAAUAGAGGAGUUAAACAUUCAGAUUAUACUAGAGGAUUAAUUAAAGAAAAGUUAAACGAAGAUGCAGACAGUGAAAUUGCAACAACAUCUCUAAGGGUAUCAUUAGCCUGUCCUUUAGGAAAAAUGCGUAUGAGUACACCAUGUCGUGCUUCAACGUGUUCUCAUUUGCAAUGUUUCGAUGCGUCAUUAUUUUUACAAAUGAACGAAAGAAAGCCAACGUGGAACUGUCCAGUUUGUGAUAAAUCAGCUUUAUAUGAUAACUUAACAAUCGAUGGAUAUUUUCAAGAAGUUUUAAAUUCAACUAAAUUGUUGCCAGACGUGAAUGAAAUACAAUUACUUCAAGAUGGUUCUUGGGAAAAUUUAGUGCUUAAAAAAGAAAAAGAUAAAGACAAGAGUGAUAAAAUUGAAGUUAGUCCAAAUCAUUCAAAACUUGAUAUUGAUGUUACAGUAGAUCUUGAUGAAAGUAAUCAUACACCUUCAACACCUGCACUGAAAGAGAAGAAACGUGCACUUGUCAUUGAUUUAAUUUCAGAUAGUAGUGACGAAGAUGAUGAUAAUAGUAUAACUCAAAGCUCCAAUAAGAAACAAGCUGUUUCUAUGUCAUCAAAACCACAGGCUAGUGCACAUAGUGCUAUAAGUAGUACAAGUGAUUCUCCUGAAUUAAUGAUAAUUGAUUUAGAAUAAGAAUGAAGUUUAUAUUUUAUUUUCGUGAAACAUGGAGUUUACGAAUGAAAAGAUAUACACACAGAAAAUACAAAUUGCUGUGUAUCAUUUUGUAUAAUUAAUGUGAAAAAUGAGCAAG
Molecule: messenger RNA, 2102 nt
Organism: Ceratosolen solmsi marchali
Lineage: Eukaryota; Metazoa; Arthropoda; Insecta; Hymenoptera; Agaonidae
Gene: Su(var)2-10
Product: E3 SUMO-protein ligase Su(var)2-10
Exons: 9
Coding region: 239-1984 (581 amino acids)
Biological process (GO): protein sumoylation; regulation of transcription by RNA polymerase II
Cellular component (GO): chromatin
Molecular function (GO): SUMO ligase activity; transcription coregulator activity; zinc ion binding
Source: RefSeq, a predicted model, not a curated record